Tyto alba (common barn owl) is the source of this 1837-nucleotide messenger RNA. It is a transcript of the gene CLK3, whose product is annotated as CDC like kinase 3. The transcript is spliced from 13 exons. NCBI's taxonomy places the organism in Eukaryota, Metazoa, Chordata, Aves, Strigiformes, Tytonidae. Bases 60 to 1730 code for a protein of 556 amino acids. Gene Ontology annotation, biological process: protein phosphorylation. The record is from RefSeq and is a predicted model, not a curated record. Gene Ontology annotation, molecular function: ATP binding; protein kinase activity.
GGGGCCGGAGGGGCCGGGCCGCAGCCGCCGAGCGCGGCGCGGAGGGGAGCGGAGGGGCGAUGCAUCACUGCAAGAGGUACCGGUCCCCGGAGCCCGAGAGCUGCCUGGGCCAGCGCUGGAAGAGGAGGAGGUCCCGCAGCAGGGACUGCGAGGGGAGGCUGCGGUACCCACCCCGCAGGGAUCCCGCCAGGAGAUCGAGAAGCCACGACAGGAUGCCUUAUCACAGGAGAUACAGGCGGGACAGCGACGCCUACAGAUUUGAAGACCGGAGCCCGUCUUUCGGAGAGGACUAUUACUCGACCCGCUCGCGAAACUGGCGGCGAUCCAGAGGCAGAGAGCAGCACCGGCCAAAGAAGCAUCAGCACCGCUGCCGGAAACGCAGGACCAGGUCUUGUAGCAGUGCCUCCUCGAGAAGCCAACAGAGCAGUAAGCGCAGCAGGAGCGUGGAAGAUGACAAGGAAGGCCACCUGGUGUGCAGGAUCGGCGAUUGGCUUCAAGAGCGAUAUGAAAUUGUCGGCAGCCUUGGCGAAGGCACUUUUGGCAAAGUGGUGGAGUGCGUGGACCAUGCCAGAGGCAAGUCUCAGGUGGCACUGAAAAUCAUAAAAAACGUUGGAAAGUACCGAGAAGCAGCCAGGCUGGAAAUUAACGUCCUGAAAAAAAUCAAAGAGAAGGACAAGGAGAACAAAUUCUUGUGUGUCCUGAUGUCAGACUGGUUCAACUUCCAUGGCCACAUGUGCAUUGCCUUUGAGCUUCUGGGCAAGAACACUUUUGAGUUCCUGAAGGAGAAUAACUUCCAGCCCUACCCUCUCCCUCAGAUCCGCCACAUGGCCUACCAGCUCUGCCACGCCUUGAGAUUUUUACAUGACAACCAGCUGACUCACACUGACCUCAAGCCGGAAAACAUCUUGUUUGUCAACUCGGAUUUUGACACUCUCUACAACGAGAAAAAGAGCUGCGAGGAGAAAUCCAUUCGGAACACGAGCAUCCGCGUGGCAGACUUCGGAAGCGCCACCUUCGAUCACGAGCACCACACCACCAUCGUGGCCACCCGGCACUACCGUCCACCAGAAGUGAUCCUGGAGCUGGGCUGGGCGCAGCCGUGCGACGUCUGGAGUACUGGCUGCAUUCUGUUUGAGUAUUACCGCGGCUUCACGCUCUUCCAGACCCACGAGAAUCGUGAGCAUCUUGUCAUGAUGGAAAAAAUCCUGGGGCCCAUUCCAUCUCACAUGAUCCACAAAACUCGGAAGCAGAAAUAUUUCCACAAUGGGAACCUGGUCUGGGAUGAGAACACGUCUGACGGGAGAUAUGUCCAAGAGAACUGCAAGCCGCUGCGGGAUCACGUUCUCGGAAGCCCUCCUGCAUCCCUUCUUCGCUGGCCUCUCGGCGGAGGAGAGGAUGCUGUGCGGCCGAGGCGCCAGCCGGGACCUCAGCAGAUGACGGCGGGGGAGGGCGAUGCCUCCCGGAUUUGUACAUACGGGAUCGGUCUGGCCUCUGCAGCCCAGCCCCGCUCCUCGGGGGUCAGAGGGGCUGGGGCACUGCGACCAGGACCCUGGGGGAGCCGACGGGAAGAAAAGCUACAUUGGAAAGCACAGAUUUGUCUAUUUAUAUGUUGUAAAGUUAAAAUAAAGUGUUUCUUAUUGUUUGAUACUUCCCUUGUAGGCAGGUGUAGGGUUCUCUUGCUCCCAGCUUUGCCUUUUCUGCAAAAGAAGAGGGAGAUGUUGAAAAACUGACUGGAAACUAAGCAGCAGGAAUCUGCUUUGCUGGAGGGGAAAAAGUGAGGUAAAAACUCUGCCUGGGCUCUAUCCUUGCACCUUUGAAGGGCAGGCAGGCUUGUUCC